ACAGCCUCCCUGGCUAGGAGAAGUGGCUGUUGGGCAGGGCUUCUUUCUGAGUGCCCUUCAGCCAUGGGCUGGGGCUGUAGGUUUUUUGGGGGCUUAGUGCUGCUUUGGUUGCUGGGGGCAGCCCUGGGGCAGGGGGAGUUGCAGGGGGUCAGUUUCUCUGUCUUGCAGUAUGAGUAUGAGUGUGGAGACUAUGGGAUGCAGCUGCUGGUCUUUCCCACCCAGGGCCGCCCCGUCCGCUUCAAAGUUGUGGAUGAGUUUGGGACUCCCUUUGAAGUAACCAACUGCUCCAUCUGCCUCCACUGGGUCACUGCUGGCAGGGAAGGCUCUGUGAUCUUCUCAGCAGGCUACAACGGCUGUCAUGUGCUCAGGAAGGAUGGCCGGAACCACCUGAGGAUCCGAGUGGAGGAGCUGCAGAGCACCGGGACUGUCGCUGCUGCCUACGAUUUGAACAUGAUCUGCCCCAAGGCCACUGAACAUGACUUAAGGCCAGAGGAGGCCAUGCGUGCCGUGCCGCAGCCCGGCCUGGUGCUCCCGGGGCUCAUGCCACAACCCGGCCUGGGGCUCCCAGACCCUGUGCCGCAGCCCGGCCUGGUGCACCCGGGGUCCAUACCGCAGCCCGGCCUGGUGCACCCGGGAUCCAUACCGCAGCCCGGCCUGGUGCACCCAGGCCCUGCCGCCCUAGGUGCCCAUGUCACGCAGGAGCAGUGCCGUGUGGGGGCUGGAAAGAUCCCCUGUGCGGAUGCCUCAGACUACACUGCUUGCAUGCAGGCUGGCUGCUGUUACGAUGAGACGGACCCAACAACUCCCUGCUACUAUGGCAACACAGUCACUAUUCAGUGCCUCCUGGAUGGUCACUUUAUUCUGGUGGUCUCCAGGGACAUGUCUGCCCACCCCAUCGUUCUGGACAGUGUCCGGCUAGCCUACGCCCAGACUGGGUGUGAUCCCAUCAGGAAAUACUUUCCCUUCACACAGUGCGGCACCACAGCUCAGGUGAUUGGGGACAAACUGAUCUAUGAGAACCAGCUGAUCUCUGGCAUCGACAUCCGAACGGGGCCAAGUGGCUCCAUCACCCGGGACAGCCCCUUCAUCCUCCAUGCUCGCUGCAUCUACAAUGCCAGUGACUUCCUGCCACUGCAGGUUCAGAUCUUCCUGCCCCCCUCACCUGCUCCAGUCACCCAGGAAGGACCCCUCCACCUUGAGCUGCGCAUUGCCACAGACCUGAGCUACACAUCCUACCUUGAGGAGGGAGACUACCCUGUGCUGAAGGUGCUCAGAGACCUGAUCUACGUGGAGGUUCGCAUCCUGCAGAGAACAGACCCCGCCCUGGUCCUGGUUCUGCACCAGUGCUGGGCCACCCCCAGUGCGAACCCCCUGGAGCAGCCACAGUGGCCCAUCCUGGUGGACGGGUGCCCGUUCCUGGGAGACAACUACAGAACCCAGCUUGUGCCCAUGGGCCCGGCCUCCUCUGAGCUGCCCUUCCUGAUGCACCACCAGCGCUUCGUCCUCUCCACCUUUGCCUUUGUGGACUCUGCUGCCCAGAUGGUGCUUGAAGGACUGGUGUACCUCUUCUGCAGUGCCUCUGCCUGCCACCCCUCCCAGCUGGAGCCCUGCCAGACCAUGUGCCCAUCAGGGGCUGCUAUAAGCCACCGGUUUCUGCAUAUUGGCAGUGGGACAGAGCCCCAGGACCUAGUGCGUUCUCAUGGAACGCUGAUCUUCCAGGAGAGUCCUGGGUCACACCGAGAGCACGUCUGA
Molecule: messenger RNA, 1752 nt
Organism: Pelodiscus sinensis (Chinese soft-shelled turtle)
Lineage: Eukaryota; Metazoa; Chordata; Testudines; Trionychidae
Source: RefSeq, a predicted model, not a curated record